Ogataea philodendri is the source of this 507-nucleotide messenger RNA. RefSeq lists its product as uncharacterized. The record is from RefSeq and is a predicted model, not a curated record. The coding region runs from base 1 to 507 and encodes 168 amino acids. Gene Ontology annotation, cellular component: cytoplasm. The transcript has a single exon. Gene Ontology annotation, molecular function: calcium ion binding. NCBI's taxonomy places the organism in Eukaryota, Fungi, Ascomycota, Pichiomycetes, Pichiales, Pichiaceae.
AUGAUUAUCUACAAAGACGUGAUUUCUGGUGAUGAGUUGCUUUCCGACGCUUACGACGUCAAGGAAGUCGACGGAGCUAUCUACGAGGCCGACUGCCAGAUGGUUCAGGUGAAGUCUGGUGCCGAUAUUGACAUUGGUGCCAACCCUUCUGCUGAGGACGGUGGUGAGGACGUUGAGGACGGUGUCGAGACCGUCAACAACGUUGUGUACUCCUUCAGACUGCAACAGACCCAGUUCGACAAGAAAUCCUUCUUGACCUACAUCAAGGGCUACAUGAAGAAGGUGAAGGCCCACUUGGCCGAGAAUGCCCCAGACCAGGUUGAGGCUUUCGAGAAAGGUGCUACUGCCUACGUCAAGAAGGUUGUUGGUUCUUUCAAGGACUGGGAAUUCUUCACCGGUGAGUCUAUGGAUCCAGAUGCCAUGAUCGUCUUGCUCAACUACAGAGAGGACGGUGUGACUCCAUUCGUUGCUAUUUGGAAGCACGGUGUCAACGAGGAGAAGAUCUAA